Molecule: messenger RNA, 4179 nt
Organism: Chenopodium quinoa (quinoa)
Lineage: Eukaryota; Viridiplantae; Streptophyta; Magnoliopsida; Caryophyllales; Amaranthaceae
Exons: 7
Coding region: 33-3794 (1253 amino acids)
Molecular function (GO): protein binding
Source: RefSeq, a predicted model, not a curated record
AUCCAAUUUCAUUUCAUCGUCAUGUUUGUGAGAUGAUGGACAACCCUCGACUUUCUGAUGCUGUUGCAUCUCUUUUCCAUAAACUGGAACCCUCUAAUCUUUCCAAAUACAAAUUCCCACCAGAUCUGGAAAUUGGUCUUACAAAACUGAAAGAUUCACUGCCCCUUCUGCUUGACCCUAGCCGUACCCACGAUUUAUCUUUAUCCACUGAUGAUCUCGAGCACCCUGUUUGCAGGGUAAAUGAUUUACUGGAUCUUCAUUUUGAUGAGAGUUCUUCAAUUGUUAAAGACGAUGGAGAAGAAGAAGAAGAAGAAGAGAAGAGGUUUGAGGAGCUGAGGUUGCUUAUCUCACGCUUGGCGCCACUGUUUAAAAGUUGUUCUGAAAUAACAGAGUUUGAGUUGGCCUAUCUUAAACGUCUUCCGCCCGAUCUUUUCAGAUUAGUUGUGUAUUGCUCAAUUUAUCCUAAAGGUCAUAGAUUUGUCAGAGAAACUCAGGUCAAUAUGUUGAUGGCUCAGGAUCUCUUGAGAGAUACACUAGAAAAAUAUAUAAAUCCUGACAAAAUGCCCGUAAGUAUUGUAACAACAUAUGUAAUGCCUGAUGAAACAACUAUCUUGAGAGAUACUGGAAAGCGGUAUUUUGAAGAGCUGCUUUCCAGAGGGAUAUUUGAAAAACCCGUGUCUGUUUUUGGUAAUGGCAACAGCAGAAGCGUAUACAGCUGUGAGAUGAACCCUCUUGUCUGUGAUGCAGCACGCCGCCUUGCAGCUGAAGAGGUAGCUGUGUUCAGUACACGUAAUUCUGAUGGUUCCUCUUCUGUAACUGUUGGACAACGAACUAAGCAUGUAGCAUUCCACAAGAACGGGUUUUCACGGUUUAACCUGGAAAAGGUGAUCCAGAAUUGUGAAAACACUACUUCAUUAUUAAUGUUCUCUAGUCACUGGGAUGCGUUUUUUGGUGGAUCUGCAGGUCAAAUUGUAAGAUUGGAUAAUUUAAGACAGCUUCGUGUAUUAGACUUAUCUGGAUGCCAAUUUAGGAAGCUUCCACCUAUCCGUCUAUCUUCCUUGAAAUAUCUUAGUCUGUUAGGGAAUGUUCUUCUCGAAAGUUUUUCUUGUGAGUUUUUUCCGCUCUUGGAGACAUUAGAUAUUCAUGGAUGUGUUCGAUUGGAAAAUGUUGUGGGUUUAGAACUCUUAAGCGAUUUGAGGAAUUUGUACUUAACAUCCCGGCAAUCAUCUUUGACUUUAGGUUUCCACCGACGAGGAGUGUUAUUAGAAGUCUCUCACUGUGUGCAUUUGAUCGACAUUAGAGGUCUACAUAUGAAUAUAUUGCGCAUCUUUGAUUGCCCAAGCCUUAAAACACUUCAUAUCCGUUACCUUGAGGAAUUAGUUCUGCAUAAUUGUGCUAGUCUAGUUAUAGACUAUGGAACACAAUUGUAUGGGAGAAGCAUAUAUCUCAAAAGAUUGGAACUUGUAGGUCUUCCAAUGGUUCGGUUGCCUGACUGGCUUCAAUUCGCCCAGGUUCUAGAGUAUUUCAUGAUUAAAAAUUGUCCACAGUUACAAAAGCUAGAGAGUGUGAAAUACCUUAGAUCUCUUCAGGAACUAUACAUCUAUAGUUGUCCAAAUUUGCGAUCUCUACCUUAUAAUGCUCUAUACUCACUUCCUAACCUCAACUUACUCGAUAUCAGGAAUUGCCCAAAGCUCACUGGAAUACCCACAUGGCUCUCCAAUAUUCAGGAGGUGUUUAGUGCUAUUCCAUCUUUCUUCAGGAAAAGCAGUUCUACUGGUCGUGCUAAAACACACAAACCCCAAUCCAGUUCGGAAUCGAAAGGGCCAAGAAGAAAAGCUUCGUCCUCUUUGCCCCUGCCGUCGGAGUCGCCUUCCAAAUCCAACGUCUUAAAAGUAUAUCUUGAUGGACAAAUCCACAAGUAUUCUCCAAAUCAGGAGCCUAAUGCUUCAACAGCCUCACAUUUGCAUCAGAGUGAUCCAUAUUUUGUUGUGAAAUCACGAAUGAAUAGAACAACAGGACUGCUGAUUAAUCAUAAUCAUUGGCGCACUCUAGCAUUGGUUUUUAAAGCAAUAAUGAGGAUGAAAACUAUUGUUAGCCCUGGACGAGACCUGACAAAGCUUCACUGCUGCCUCUUCCCCGAUGACUAUGAAUUCGAGAGAGAGACAUUAGUCCAGUUAUGGAUGGCUGUGGGGUUUUUAGGAGAUAUACACAUGGAAGAUGCUGGAAACUUAAGAUUUGAUGCUCUGUUAGAGGGACAGUACAUCUUACCAGCAAGGAUUGAUAUUUUGACCGGAAAAAGUAAGUACAAAGUUAAUUAUGAUAAGGUUACAAAUCUUCUAAAUGGGAUCCAAACACUCCAAAAUAAGGAUCUGCGUGCCAUGUUAGAAGAUGAAGAUGCAUCUGUGGUGGGAUGGCAUGUCUCAAUAGUGUCUAAUGACAUUGAUCAAGCAACAUUUGAGACACUAAAGACUUUCAACGAAUUAAGGACACUUUUAUUUGUUCGUAAUUAUGGUUCUUCUCUCAAACAGAUACCAUCAGAUUUGUUUUUAGCUCUCAAGUCUAUACAAGCACUUGAUUUGAGUGGAAGCCAUAUAACUGAGCUGCCAAGUUCUAUAGGUAAUCUGAUACAAUUAAGUUACCUUGAUCUUUCGUUUACACUAAUUGAGAGUUUACCUGAAUCCAUUGAUCAACUUCAUCAACUGCAAACCUUGAAACUUGAAGGGUGUAGGCAUUUAUACAUCCUUCCUGAUGGAAUGAAAGAGCUUAUUGGCCUUCGCUGUUUAGAUUUUGAUGUUUUGGGCCAACUAACUUGUAUGCCCAAAGGUAUGGGAGCUCUUACUGAGCUUCGCAUACUAUCAGCAUUCAUUGUUGACUCAGGAGAGGGUUGUAGCAUUAGAGAACUCCAGCACAUGAAUAACCUUAAAGGAAGUUUUUGUAUCUCUGGGUUGGAAAAUGUGACUCAGCGUGAGGCCAAGGAAGCUACUCUAUUUGAUAAACGGUACCUUAUUCGGUUGCAACUAAGAUGGAAUGACUUCAAAUCUUACGAUGAUCAAAAGCGACAUGACAUAUUUUGGACUACUUAUCAUCUUGAGCCAAAUUCAUGUUUGGAAGAGUUGGAGAUAUUAUAUUAUCCUGGCUUAAUAUUGCCACCUUGGGUAGGCUUUCCAAAGUUUCAGGGGCUUUGUAGUAUAACACUCCUCAAGUGUUCAAUUGUUGAGCUCCACAUCAAAUUAGGAAAGUUGCCGAAUCUCCGGUAUUUGAAUAUUUCUUUCAUGUCAAGAUUGACAGUUAUCAAUUACAGGGUUCACCGCCUAUUUAUCGAUGAACAUUGUUGCGGUUUUCCUAAAUUGGAGACACUACAAAUUGAUGGAAUGCCUAAAUUAGCAACUUGGGAUGGAGUACGUUAUGGUGAUUUCCCACUCCUUUCUAAGCUUUAUGUAAAGCAAUGUCCCAAGCUGAGUGUGCUUCCAUUUCUUCCAGAUCUCCCCUCCUUAAAGCAUCUAGAAAUAAGCCACUGCAAAGUGUUAAACUCUCUCUCAACUGGACCAACUUUGUCAACGUCGCUAGAAUCUCUUGUUAUAGAUGCUUGUCCUUUGUUGAAAAAGAGAUACAUCAGGGGAGGUGAAGGCUGGUUCGAGAUUGAACAUAUUCCAGAUAUAACAAUUGAUUUGAAAGAUGUUCGUUCUACUCACGAAGAUGGUGUUGAUGAUGAUGCUUCGUCUGCAGGUUCAAAUUCAGAUAGUGAUUAUUAUGAGGGUUCAGACAAUAAUGUACAUCCUUAUGACUCCUGCUAGAGGUACUUGACAAUUAUGAGGUACUACCCCGAAAUGCAAUAAGUUUGUGGUGAAGAUUUGUGUGAGGCUUUCUCCAAACCGCAAAGUUGUUAUAUCAAUGGCGGAACUUGCAAGAACUCACAACAGUUGUAAUAAUGAUGCUGCAGAAAUGUAGGCUAUCCUCUGUCUUUCAUAGUGUGUACUAUAGUACUCAUUUUUAUAAAGAUCUCUUUGUUGGAUAAAAGAGUGUCAUGUUCUAAGAAGCAUGUGUGUUGUGUUUGGUAGUCUAUUAGAGUCAAAAGACUUGCUAUCAUUAGUUGAGUUAUUGUGUUAAUGUAGGUUAGUGGAUCUAUAUUAAUCCACUAAGUUUAUAUUGAUGUGUAAUUUUUUUUUUUUUUUUUUUUUU